AUGCUCGACGCGGGCAACGGACAGAAAGCGACGUGGGGUGCAGCAGAACAACUGCUGGCCAGGCGUCGGGCCGGGCUGCUGCGGCGCGCCCGCCGUGCCGAGUCGCGCGUGCGAUGCGGAGCGGUCCCCGCCGCCCGCGCCGCCACCCGCUCCGCCUGUGCUUUGCGCAGACCCUGUUGCCGAGAACCUACCUACCUGGCACCCCCACCACGCACACCCCUGCCGGGGUCCCCUUUCCCCCGUCAUUCCAUCCCCAAGCCACAACCCUCGAAGAUGCGUGCGCGCCGCCUCGCCUCGUAUACGGCAAACGAACGCUAUGUGCUGUAUCUGAAAAUGAUUCGUGUGAUCGUCGAUGAUUAUUUA
Molecule: messenger RNA, 363 nt
Organism: Iphiclides podalirius (scarce swallowtail)
Lineage: Eukaryota; Metazoa; Arthropoda; Insecta; Lepidoptera; Papilionidae
Source: the annotation of a GenBank genome assembly